GAAAGGACCAAGACCAAGAAACAAGAAACUCCAUAGAUGGAUCUUUCGCUCGGAUCUUUAGCUCCCAUAUUCAUAGCUUCUCUCUUCCUCUUCUCCGUUUUUGCAACUCUGUUCAAGAAACAAAAACAUAGAAAAGCUCCUGAACCUACGGGUUCAUGGCCCAUACUCGGGCACCUUCACCUUUUGGGCGGGAAGAACAACCUUCUCUACCGGACGUUAGGAGCGUUAGCGGACGAAUACGGGCCGGCUUUCGGUCUGCAGCUCGGUAGCCAAAAGGCUUUGGUUGUGAGCAGUUGGGAUGUGGCUAAAGAGUGUCUCACAGUGAAUGACAGGACCUUCGCUUCGCGUCCAAAGACGGUGGGAGCGAAACACAUGGGCUACAACUAUGCCCUCUUCGGUUUUGCGCCUUACGAUUCAUACUUCCGAGAUAUGCGCAAGAUCGUAACCUUUGAGCUUCUCUCUAACCAGCGUAUUCAGAAGCUUAGCCACGUCCGUAUUUCUGAAAUCGAGAUGGGCAUCAAAGACAUAUAUAACUUGUGGUCCAAGAAAGGCGGGUCAGGCCCUGUACUCGUUGAUGUGAAGCAGUGGUUGGAGGACUUGAACCUCAACAUGAUUGUGAAAUUGGUGGCGGGAAAGCGUUACGCCUUUGGAGAUGCUACAGCAGACGAAGCUGACGAGGCAAGGCGAUGCCCAAAGGCCACUGCGCGGUUCUUUCAACUGAUGGGUCUUUUCGUUCUCUCCGAUGCUCUUCCUUUUCUGGGACGGUUUGAUCUGCAGGGCCAUGAGAAAGAGAUGAAGAAGAAUGCUGCCGAGAUCGAUGGAAUCCUUGAAGGAUGGCUCCAAGAACAUGAAAGAAGGAGAGCUUUGGGGGAAACUGAUGGUGAUUCUGAUUUCAUUGACGUUAUGUUGUCGCAAAAAGAACAAGGGAAGCUGUCCAAUCUCAAGCAUGAUGAAAGAACCGCCAUCAAAGCUACUUGCCUGGCAAUGAUCCUGGGAGGAAGUGAUACUCUUGUAGGAACACUUGUAUGGGCCUUCGCUCUGCUGGCAAACAACCGGGAAAUACUGAAGAAAGCACGAGAGGAAAUAGAUUUCCACGUCGGUAAAGACAGAAAAGUCGAGGAUUCAGACAUCGAAAAACUAGUUUAUCUACAAGCAAUCACCAAAGAAACACUCAGAUUGUACCCGGCAGCUCCUCUCCUAGGCCCACGGGAGGCUACAGAAGACUGCACAGUCGCGGGUUACCAUGUUACCGCGGGGACAAGAUUAAUGGUUAACGUAUGGAAGGUCCAUAGGGAUCCAAAAAUUUGGCCAAACCCGGAUGAAUUCAUCCCGGAGAGAUUUCUGGAAGGAAAAGCAUCGGAGUACAGUGUCAGGGGACAGAGCUACGAGCUCUUACCGUUUGGAUCAGGAAGAAGAUCAUGCCCGGGUAUCUCAUUGGCCGUGCAAGUGCUCCACUUGUUGCUCGCUCGAUUCCUUCACUCGUUCGAUAUGAGCACUGUCUCGGGCAUGGACGUGGAUAUGGGUGAGAGCCCUGGCUUGACCAUUCCUAAAACCAAACCUCUUGAAGUUCUUCUUAGCCCUCGUCUCAAGAAAGAGCUCUACGACUGUUGAGGAGAAUUCUUAUACAUGGAAUGUUCACUUGAAAAAAAAAACAAUAUAUUUAGGGUUUGAAUAAGGUCGAAGAAGCUGGUCUUCCUCGCUUCUUUAAUUUCUUUAGGGCAAAUAAUAGCUCAUUAUGAUUUGUUUGUUUGUUUCCUUCUCAUCGAAUUUUAUUCCUUCUGUAAAAAAAAAACUAUUUGUACAAUAGCUAUAUCUACGAGUGAAUAAAAGAACCUCGUUUUU
Messenger RNA from Tarenaya hassleriana, 1842 nucleotides. RefSeq names its product cytochrome P450 82C4-like. The coding region runs from base 37 to 1611 and encodes 524 amino acids. The transcript has 3 exons. Gene Ontology annotation, molecular function: iron ion binding; monooxygenase activity; heme binding. NCBI's taxonomy places the organism in Eukaryota, Viridiplantae, Streptophyta, Magnoliopsida, Brassicales, Cleomaceae. The record is from RefSeq and is a predicted model, not a curated record. Gene Ontology annotation, biological process: defense response to other organism.